UGCAGCAGUUAUCAAAAUGGCUACCUGUCAAACGUGCAAUUAAAUAGUGAGCGUGUGAGGGAUGUUUUUAUUUUUAUUAAACUGUUUUAAAGCAAUCAGCCAUACUGCGUAAUUAACAAAAGUAGUGCAGUGUUUAAAAGACUUAGAAAUUAGUGAUAUAAGGUUUUGGUCUGUCGUAUAUCUAAUGUUUUUAAAAUGAGUAAAGCGAAUCCGCUGGCUGGUUUAAUAGGAAAUUAUGGAGAUUCUGACGAUGAAUCUGAUGAUGGUUCUAAUGCUUCGCCUAUGGCACCUGGAACUAACAGUAGGCAUGUUCUUACGGCGCCUUUGCCGGGACAAAAAUACACAAAUCCUACGGCAGCUGCAAAUGCAUCUGCCGCCGUGCAUCCUGCGCCUAUACCUCAUUGCCCUUGGUCGGCCUGUUAUGAUGAGAGCAGUGGGUUUACAUACUACUGGAACCAGCAUACCAAUGCCGUGACCUGGGAAGCUCCACCUGAGUACCUGCUAGCUCUCAAGCUAGCACAACAGCAGCUACAUCAGACAGGUUCUGGGGAAGUAUCCGCUGAAGAAUGGCAGUUAUAUCAACAAGCAUUAGCAGAGAAACAAAACUCGCAGAACAAAGUCAUCGCUAGAACUAUUCCUAAGUUACCUAAGAAGAUUGAGAAGAUUACUCCUCCCAGCAAAGAGAAAAAUACAAGGUUUGGGAGGAAAAGAACAAAAAGCGAUGAUGAUGAAGUAGAAAAAAUUGAACUAAUAACAUCAUACCACAACUCCGAUUCAGAUUCAAAUGAUGAAGCUGAAAGCCCUGUAAAGGCUGUACCUCCCCCUCUUCCAAAAACUCCUGCUAAGCCUAUUAUCCCCACUAAGAAGCCAAAAGUAAAAACUCAAGAAUAUGGACCGUCUCUACCACCAAGCCAAAACUAUACCGUGCCUAUAGGCCCUGAACUACCUCCAGAGAUGAAUAAUAAACCUAAAUCACCUGAGAAUAAGGUUGAAAAUGAAGUGGCUAAAGAAGUAUCCAAGCCAAAUGAUGAAGACAGUCAAGACGAAGGCGAGUUAUUUUUAAAACUUAAGAGUAAAGCUAAGAUUCUAGAAAAACUUGGAGGUGAGCUACCGAAAGAGUUACAGAAGAUGAUUGAUGAAGAUCCGAGAUCUGGCAGCAACACACCGAGUAGAGUGGAAACCCCAAAGAUACUAAAUACCAACAUUGAUGAUAUAUUAGAAGAAAUCGAAAAGAAAGAACUACCUAAAAUAAUUAAUGCCAAAAAAGCUGAUAUUUUCGAAGAAAAAUCUAAGGAAGCUGUAGUAGCAAGAAAUCCAUCACCAGAAGGAAACACCACUCCUCCAGUUGAAGUAAAACCUCUCUUCCCAAGUGUGAAAAACAUUGAAGAGGCCCCUCCAUUACCUGUUGCGAUGGAAAUUGAAGGAGAUAAAAAAGCCGAAGUAAUGGAAAAGAAAGGAGUUAAUUUGUACCUAGUUAGCGAUGAACAACGCUUAGAGAACGUUGGGAAGAAGAAGCUAAGAAUAUCCAAUUCCGUAUUACCGGAUCGCAAGAAGACCGUACCAAGCGAAGAGCCGUCGUAUACUACAAAGUAUUCGCAGUUCAUUGAAGGUUUCUCAAGCGAGAGAACUGGUCUAGGCUUUACCAAAGAAGACGAUGGUCAUCAAAGUCCGAAGACCACCGCUAUAAACUACGGGAAUGGUUUAAUGUUUACAAAGGGUGAAACGCUAAAUGAGGAGAAAAAGGACGAAGAUUUGGACGACUUGACUGAUCUGUUAGAAGCGAAACUCAAGUUCUUGAAUCAGUUGCAGCCGUGUGCGAUAACGCCGGUGCAGGAGAUGCUGAUACAGAUGCAGACGCUGGUGUCCGCGUUCCGCGCGGGCGCGGUGUCGGCGGCGUACUGGCGGCGCUGGUGCUGUGCGGCGGCGCGCUCGCUGGCCGCGCACGAGGCGCGCGCCGCGCCGCCCGGCUGGAGCGCCGCCUUCCAGAGGUCGGAGGGCCGCUACUGCUACCGGCGCGAGGCGGACGGCCUGCUGCAGUGGGAGUACCCCGCCACCACGCACACCGACAUGGACAUAUGUACCACGCCGCCGCAUCCCGGGAUCGACGCUAAGGAGGAGCAGCCCCCCCUGCCGCAGUCGGCGCCCCCCGCGUCCCCCCCUCCGCUCCCGCAGAGUCCGCCGCGCACGCCGCCGCCUCCCGCGUGGGCCGACCCGCCGCCGCCCGGUGUUGACGACCCGCUGCCGAUGCCCGCUCACCCAGAACAAAAGCAAGAAAUAGGCGACGAGCUAGCAUCGUUCUACAGUGACAUAGCGGAGCUCGAGAAGCAGACGUCCGGUCCCCACACAGCGUCCAACUCACCCGAACCCGUCGACGUCAAAGAGAGACAUCGGGACAGAGAGAGAGACAAAGAUAGAGAAGUUAAACCUGUCAAAAAGAAGUCGAAAGUAAAAAUAUCAUCAUCAAUGGGAUUAAAACACAAAUCCGUGUCUAGUUUAGUGGCGAAAUGGCAACAAGUCGCUGAAGAGAUUAACUCCGAUUAAUGAACUUUAUUAGAAUAAACUGUGGCAAGGCAAUACUUGUAGAGUCCUUUAAGUUAUAAGACUCAAAAUCAAAAAAACUGUUUAACAUAAAUUAUUAUUACCUCAUUUUCAAUUUUGUCAACUACAAUCUAAAACCGUUUUUGAUGGCUUGCGAAUUCACUGUGGCUUACCACCCAAAUUUAAACUGUAU
This is a messenger RNA of Trichoplusia ni (cabbage looper), 2731 nucleotides long. RefSeq names its product formin-binding protein 4-like. NCBI's taxonomy places the organism in Eukaryota, Metazoa, Arthropoda, Insecta, Lepidoptera, Noctuidae. The record is from RefSeq and is a predicted model, not a curated record. The coding region runs from base 196 to 2541 and encodes 781 amino acids. Gene Ontology annotation, molecular function: protein binding. The transcript is spliced from 10 exons.